Messenger RNA from Heterobasidion irregulare TC 32-1, 300 nucleotides. RefSeq lists its product as uncharacterized. Gene Ontology annotation, molecular function: transcription coactivator activity; chromatin binding. Lineage: Eukaryota; Fungi; Basidiomycota; Agaricomycetes; Russulales; Bondarzewiaceae. Gene Ontology annotation, biological process: positive regulation of DNA-templated transcription; poly(A)+ mRNA export from nucleus; regulation of transcription by RNA polymerase II. The transcript is spliced from 4 exons. The coding region runs from base 1 to 300 and encodes 99 amino acids. The record is from RefSeq and is a predicted model, not a curated record. Gene Ontology annotation, cellular component: DUBm complex; SAGA complex; nuclear pore.
AUGCCUGCAACCACCCAGUCUGAGAUAGACACGCUGUAUAGCCAGGUACACAGACGCUUAGUAGAUUCAGGAGAAUGGGACCGAAUCAGUUUGUCACUGAAAUAUAAAUUGAACGACGAAGGAUGGAUUGACCAAUUGCGAGGGAAGUCCAAAGAGCAAGCAAGAGUGAUGGAACCUCUGUCCUUGCGCCAGUUAUUAGAACUUGUUGAGCCGAGCGCACAAGCUUCUGUCCCAGAGACUGUCAAACACCAAACUCUAGUCUUGAUUCGUCAAUUCCUCGAGAAGCAAUUUGAUAACUGA